GGCUUCUUGAUACCAUGAUGGAUGUAUAUCAACGAUAAGUGGGAUGGUCGCCUUGAAAGGAGCACUGUCGAGUCCUCAAGCCCAAGAGGGUCAUCUUGAUCAUUGAGAGGUUGUGCAACGGGAUGUUGAGCUUCCGGCUGCCCGAAAUUGCCUCUAUUACCCGUCUUUUCACCUCGCUGUGGUCAUCUGGUGUGUAUCAGCGGCCUCUCAAUACUCUGGAUCUACCUCCACAAUGUGUUCUGGCGAAUCCGCUUCUGUACAAUGUGAUGGGCGAUGGAGCCACUUUUCGUCAAGACGCGUUUCAGGAGCAUUUCAAUCCGACAAACAACAGAGCGCCGUUCUUCCAAGUCUUUCAUCCAGCUUUCCUUGACGUCGUAGGACCUUCUCCCUCCUUGCGCGUCAUCGCUUCGAUCCCAGGCUCUGUCUUCGCGCAUGAGGCUCCAGUAUGGCUACCGGAAACGGAUGAAGUGUUCUUCUCGAGUAAUUGCAGUGGGCCUUCUGGCCUGUUCGACUGUAGCGCAAACAACAAGAUAUCUAAAAUCAGCAUGAAGGACGUUCGAAGUGCGAUCGCUGCGUCUGACACUCUUGCAGCUCCGAUCAAUGUCACGGUGACACAGCUUCAACUGCCGGAGUCCAUCCAGAUGACAUGGGGUAGCACUGGACCAUAUAGAUCAUCCCUUCUCUUCUUCAAUUCCGGAAGUGGCGUUAAACCCGCUUCACUUGCGAUUGUCAACCCAGCUCCGCCGCACAAUGUCACGAUCCUCGUAGACAACUACUUCGGGAGGCAAUUCAACUCGUUGAACGAUGGCAAGAUACACCCGAAGAGCGGGAAGAUAUUCUUCACGGACGUCACAUACGGAUUUUUGAAGGGUUUUAAGCCAGCUCCGCUACUACCGAAUCAAGGCUACCGAUUUGACCCGGACACUGGACACAUCCGAGUUGUAGCCGAUGGUCUCAAGCGGCCAAAUGGACUUGCAUUUUCGCCCGACGGCAAUAUUGCAUACAUCGGAGACACAGCUGCGGCCGCUGGGUUCUUGGGCAGGAACCAGACAGACCCUGCUACUAUCUAUGCUUUCGACGUCGACCCGCACUCUCAGGUUUUCCUCAACCGUCGAGUCUUUGCUUACAUCGACGCUGGUGUGCCUGAUGGCAUUCAGGUGGAUUCUAAGGGUAACAUCUAUUCGGCAUGCGGAGAUGGUGUGCAUAUUUGGGACCAUGAUGGCACGCUCAUCGGCAAGUUCUUCCUGGGAAGCGUCUCAGCUAACAUGAUCUUUGCGGACAAAGGAGAGCUGGUCAUUCUGGCUAACGACACGGUAUACUUCGCUCAAAUUGCCGCGCAAGGAGUCAAAGUGGCAUUUGCGUGAGGUCCUAGGUGAUUCAGUUCAUCAGAUGAAGUUUGGAGAGACAGUCGGUUAAAGAUUUCGUGGUCAUUUCUAUCGUUAGUUUAAGUACACGCGGUGCAUUUUCUGGUCGCCCCAUGCCACUUGCACGUACCAUUGUGCUAUCCAUGCCAGUUAUGCAGUAGCAGCUCGUAGUCAUCACACGGUGAAGUGCUUAACUUAGGGUUGCAGAACAUGAGCGCAUUUCUAACAUCUUUCAUGAU
Laetiporus sulphureus 93-53 is the source of this 1603-nucleotide messenger RNA. RefSeq names its product D-lactonohydrolase-like protein. The coding region runs from base 123 to 1364 and encodes 413 amino acids. The record is from RefSeq and is a predicted model, not a curated record. The transcript has 8 exons. NCBI's taxonomy places the organism in Eukaryota, Fungi, Basidiomycota, Agaricomycetes, Polyporales, Laetiporaceae.